Messenger RNA from Trichoderma harzianum CBS 226.95, 3265 nucleotides. RefSeq lists its product as hypothetical. Gene Ontology annotation, biological process: TORC2 signaling. The record is from RefSeq and is a predicted model, not a curated record. NCBI's taxonomy places the organism in Eukaryota, Fungi, Ascomycota, Sordariomycetes, Hypocreales, Hypocreaceae. Gene Ontology annotation, cellular component: TORC2 complex. The coding region runs from base 494 to 2938 and encodes 814 amino acids. The transcript has a single exon.
CAGAAUUCAUGCUUCUCCAUCUCUCUCUUUUACACCACUUGUACAUAACUUACAGCAUGUACAGUGCUGAAAACCCUUGAUGAGGGCGAUGCGACAACGCUUCAUGCAUGUGUGUCGAUCGGCUGCUCUGCGACACUAGCACCGGGCGCAACGCCGCCACGAGACCUUGCCGCCCCAACCACCAAAUCAUCUAUUAGCAGCGAAGCUUAGCCUCUCACUGCUUGCUUCUACCUCUUCUUCAUCUGCGCUUCUUGCUUCAUCUUCCUUGCUUCUCCCUGUCCCCCAGACCCUCGCAUUGCCUCGUCGACAGGCCUGCAAGCAAUUCUGCCCGCGGGGCCCAACGGCCAUCUCGAGCCUGACGCAACGCCAGAAUCGCUGCGGCUCAGUCAAGAUGUAACGAGCCCCUCGCCAUUCCAACGAGAUGCAACCCUCAACUUCAGCCUCGGGACGGGCCCAGGGCCGCGCUCCCGGCAGCUUCUCUCCCUUGCCCAGCAUGCCUCGCUCGUCUAGCGACAUCCAGACGCCGGUGUCGUCACGACCACCUCCCCUGCGCAUUGACUCUCCCAGCAGUAGCGAGGAGAGCUCGCCUAUCAUUACCGUCCCCAAGGCGCGGCAGCAGAGCAGCAACACCCCUUCCACGCCCAUCUAUCAGCAGUUUUCCACGCAGUUUUCCACCAGUCAUGCCAACUCGAGCAACGCCAGCGUCCAGCAGACUUAUCCUCGCCCCGCCGCACCCGCAGCCCGAACCGCAGCUCAGGGAGCUUCAUCGCCCGUCCUCAAAACGCAUUCGAGGAAACACGCUGCCACACAGGGCAUGUUUGAGCCAUCCCUGCCAUCGACAAGCACCUCCAACCUCUCCCAAGUCGCCAUGAACCACAACGGCCAGGCCGCGGCCUCUGCACUGUCGGCCAGUCAGAUCGCUGCGCAGGCGGCUGUCAUGUCUCAUCAAAAUAUCCUCCAGUCGCGACAGCGCUCCCAGACAGCCCCAGAGACUGAAGGCGCGAGGAGAGGGAGCGGGAGCAAAGGCCCUAUAAGCCCACCCACUUUGAGCUUGACGGAAGCGAGUGCGCCGCGAGAAUCUGCCUUCAACGCCCAAGGAGGAGCACAUCAAGACAGGCUGGGGGCUGCAUCGCAAUCAUCAGCUGCUGCUACAGCCGCGGCCAAUGUUGUAUUCCCCCGUUCUCCUAGCAAUUCUCCCAGGGAUCCGUCUGCAUCACCACAACCGCAGCCAUUCCCUUCUCUACCCACCGCAGCCUCCACCUCCACCAUUUCAGAGAAGCCUCUCUCAAAAUCGGAAAAGGCAAAGGCAAAGCUGUUCUCUCGGCCUUCGAAGAUUAGUGCCAAGGACACUAAGGAAAAGGCAUUGCCAAGCCCAGGCAAGAUUGGUUCAGCUCUGUCAGCUCUUCAGCGAAGCAACUUUAGCUCGACCAGCCUCGCGAAUCCCAGCGACCAGUCAUUUUAUGCUCUCAACAACUCGUCGUCGGCAACCAUUCGGCCAAGCGAGGUGACGGGAGAAGAAAAGACCAAGGAGAAGGAGAAGAAGCAUCACUUUCUAUCAAGACAGAAACAGAAGCUCAAAGACGAAUAUCACUUGCCUCUCUCAUCGGCUGCUAGCAACUCAAGGCCUACCGAUCCAAAUGCGCCAAACAGCCUUUACAACUUCAGCGUCCCCGCCAGUCCAGGCCCUACCACUUCUACUUUUGCAAAAGCCAAGAAGGACAAGAAAAAUGCGGAGAGAUCUGACAGUCGCAUGGACAGCGAAUCGGUCCCUGGGGAUUGGCCGGGAAGCAGCAGCCUGCCAUCCAUGUCACAACAGUCUAGCAGCUUGUUCGAGCCGAUUGAUUUUGGGAAAUCGGUGCUGACCAACUUAUCCAUGGACGAUGCCUGGCAUUACCUGAAGCCAAAGCUUCUAGUCAUUUUCCAAGGCGAGGAUCUUCGUGUCCCAGUUGAGGACAUUAACCGCAUUGUCAACCUACAUAUUCAAUGGUGUGUUCAUAAGAGGUCACCGAAUAAAAUGCUAGAGGACCUGAGGGAGCUUUUAUCCUCAGGCUUCGCUACGAUGGAUAAAACCCUACGAAGAACGCCAGACGAUCGCUUCAUGCCGACUCUGGUGGAGCUGUGGCUCUUUACCUUUACUUCAGUCCUACCGUAUAUGCAGGCAGCCUUACUGCCCCUUGAUCUAGAGGUAUCAGGCUGUGGAACUAUCAUGACAGCUGAACAAUCUCGCGACUUUUGGGGCGGCGUUGUCACUGCUCCCUCUCCCUCGCCCGGACAGGAAGCACGGGUGUUGCCUGCAGCUGCCGCUCUCGAUGUGAGAAGGCUGGUCUUGACGGCCUACCGAGACGCCGUCAUCUUACCGCGGUACGAUACUCUUAAAACGAUAUUCUCCCGCCUGUCUCUCGAGUUUCUACCCUCGGCGUUUGCAAACAUGGCACUCGCUUCCCCUCCUCUAGAACCCAGCCUCUCGGCAUCACCCCCUGAAUCCUUCUUUUCUAUGGCUCGUCCAGGCACGGCCAUGUCUCUCGACCCUUCAGUUGGUUCCUACAACUCUACGAGCACCACCCUACUCGGAGACGGCUCUGCUGGCAGUCGCAGUCGAGCUGUGAGCAACGUCAGUCUUGGCAGCCGGGGAAGCGAUGGAAUGAUUCGUCCUUUUACCCCGUCGGGCGCCCUCAGCAGUGUCCGUGAGCAGAAUGUCGAGGAUUCGAAGCAGGUGGCUGAUAUGGUGGGCCGGAUGCUCCAGUGCAUGAGCGUGCUGUCGAGCAUUGGGGGCGUGGGCGGAGAUGUCGAUGACGAGGGCAACAGGAAGAUGGUUGAGUUAUGCAAGAUGCUUAAGCUCAACUGGUUGGGCAGAGGGCGGACGGGGCGCAACAGGAUGGGUAUUGUCGGAGGCAGAGUUCGGAGAGAUGAAAUUCGUGAAGAAGUGCGAGUUGCAUAAGCUUUUUUUGUUACUCGUUUUUCGCGAGCUUUGAUAUGGCUUUCAUUUACAUACAGUAAGGGAGUGUAUAUGGCGUUUUCUUUGCGGGCAGAGUAUACGUUUACAACAGUACGAUAUCAAGUGUAUUCUCAAAUUCCAGAUGAAAUUAAAGAGAGAAAUGCGCAACUUACUUGGAGUCUUGUACUGGUUGAGUUGUGAGAUAUUUUGGUCCAGUUUGGUUCUUGAUAUGUCCAUUUAUACCACAUAUCCCUUGGGCUUAUUCCCCUUGAUUAAUCUUCACAAACACGUUUACAAUGGUUAGUUGGAAGUACAAAGCCACAAAACAAC